AGGUGCAACUGACAGCUAACAGUGAUGCAUUUAAUUUAUUUUGCAGCCUGACCAAGAUAUUUUAGGAACUACUUCUGUUUUAGAUGAAACAACAUAAACAACUGUAUUGACAGACAUUUCUUUUACAUUUAUUUAAAAGGCUUAUAAAUGCCAGUAAUAGUGUGAUUAGCUUUUUUAUAGCGAGGUGUAACUGCGGUCUGGUCUCUUCGCUGAUUUAAAGAUGUUGUAUUUUAUCGGUCUUGGUCUCGGUGAUGCUAAAGACAUCACUGUCAAGGGUUUAGAGAUCAUCCGACAGUGCAAUCGGGUUUAUUUGGAGGCUUACACGUCCAUAAUGACCGUCGGGAAAGAAGCGUUGGAGGAAUAUUAUGGGCGUGAGCUUAUGCUGGCAGACAGAGACAUGGUGGAACAACAGGCAGAUGAAAUUCUAAAAGGAGCAGAUGUCAGUGAUGUGGCAUUUCUGGUGGUGGGUGAUCCUUUUGGAGCCACAACUCAUAGUGAUUUGGUCCUUCGAGCGGUGAAUGCCGGAAUACAGUAUCGCGUUAUACACAACGCCUCCAUCAUGAAUGCAGUAGGCUGCUGUGGAUUACAGUUGUACAACUUCGGGGAGACCAUAUCCAUUGUCUUCUGGACAGACACGUGGAGGCCUGAGAGCUUCUAUGAUAAGAUCAAGAAGAACAGGGAUAUGGGCCUGCACACGCUGUGCCUGUUGGAUAUCAAAGUCAAAGAGCAGUCCAUGGAGAAUUUAAUGAGGGGCCGGAAAAUUUAUGAGCCCCCCAGGUACAUGACUGUCGCUCAGGCAGCUGAGCAACUUCUGGAGAUACUGCAAAACCGACAGGAACGGGGUGAGGAGCUAGCAAUGACCGAAGACACAGUGUGUGUCGGCCUGGCCCGGGUUGGAUCCGAGGACCAGGCCAUCCAUUCUGGGACACUACGGGAGUUGGCCUCCUGUGACCUGGGAGGACCACUUCACUCCAUGAUUAUCAGCGGACACCUUCACCCUCUUGAGAUUGACAUGCUAAAACUCUUUUGCAGUCCAGAAGGAUUGAAAACCUUGAAGAUGACUGAUAGUUCCACAUACAUUUCUUGAUGUCCAAGAGGCAUAAAGGAGCAGUGGUCAUCAAGAAAAUGGUUCCCUUGUCAGAGUUCCUCUGAUGUUACAAAGGGUACAGAGGAAACAAGUGCUUCAUUAAGGGACAUUUGUGGUGUACAACAUCGGAGGGUCAGGAGAGCACAAAAAUUACAUAAUUGUUAUUCCAGUUCAAAUUUGACCAUUUUACCCUUCAAGCAUCAGUCAGGCCAGGGUUGCAUUUCAUUAAGAGAGAGAUUUAGGUUGGGAGUGAACUAAUUACUUCAAUGUGUGGCAGUCAUGUUCGUGCUGUCAAAAGAAAAAAAUGAUGGAAUAAUAUUCAAGGAAAUGGAAAGGUUAUUGUGGAACCACUGCAUCUGGGUUGCAUUAGUACCUCAGAAAAUGUACCUUCUUAUUAAAACUGGCUAAAUUUGUCUGUAAUACAUGGAACUUUCUUAAAGAAGAUGUAAAUAUGAUAAAAGUGAAUUUCAGACUCUGAGCAUGAGCAGAGAUUGAUUUUUGUACAAUAAAAGACAUGUCAUUUCCACUGAUUACGUCAAAGCCUG
This is a messenger RNA of Xyrauchen texanus (razorback sucker), 1632 nucleotides long. Its product is annotated as diphthine methyl ester synthase-like. The transcript is spliced from 7 exons. Gene Ontology annotation, molecular function: diphthine synthase activity. Gene Ontology annotation, biological process: protein histidyl modification to diphthamide. The coding region runs from base 221 to 1087 and encodes 288 amino acids. The record is from RefSeq and is a predicted model, not a curated record. Lineage: Eukaryota; Metazoa; Chordata; Actinopteri; Cypriniformes; Catostomidae.